AUGAGACAUGUCAUAUCGAAGAUAUCACCGUUAGUCGGUGCGAGAACUCAGUGUUCCCAAAAAACAGUCGUUUUGGCUAACCGUGUAUUGCGAAGGAGUAUUUACACUAAAGAGAAACAGAACGUUAGAUCACUGGAAGAUCUUGCGAAAUUACAAUCUUUAGAUGGUGUAGAUCCCGAGCUGAUUAAGAAGUUGAUCAAUGAGCGUACCAGUGAACUCAAUAUUAAGGAUGAACUCGAAAUGCUCAAAAAUUUCAACAAAGAAGAUGCAUUGUCAAGAGAAUCACCAUUGAAGAGGUUUACAAGACCACUUUGGAUCUUCAUGUUGAUGAGCUCAACUGUUUAUUUGUUUGCACAUUUCAUUUGGUGGGAUUUAGAGUAUGAUGAAAGGGACAUAGAAUUAGCAACGCAAGUUGAGAAGCUGGAAGAAGAACUACAAACAAUAAUAAAAAACAAAUCUAGUAUACCCCUUAAGAGAUCAAAUGAUAACAAAACGAAUAGUGUCUCAUGGUACAAACGCUGGUUUUGGUGA
This is a messenger RNA of Zygotorulaspora mrakii, 531 nucleotides long. RefSeq names its product Ina17p (gene INA17). The coding region runs from base 1 to 531 and encodes 176 amino acids. The record is from RefSeq and is a predicted model, not a curated record. The transcript has a single exon. NCBI's taxonomy places the organism in Eukaryota, Fungi, Ascomycota, Saccharomycetes, Saccharomycetales, Saccharomycetaceae.